Gadus macrocephalus (Pacific cod) is the source of this 842-nucleotide messenger RNA. RefSeq names its product immunoglobulin kappa light chain-like. Bases 1 to 636 code for a protein of 211 amino acids. The record is from RefSeq and is a predicted model, not a curated record. NCBI's taxonomy places the organism in Eukaryota, Metazoa, Chordata, Actinopteri, Gadiformes, Gadidae. The transcript has 3 exons.
AUGAGGGUCUCUACCACGGGGGCAGUGAGGGACGGCCCCAGUCUGGACAUGUUUCUGAGGGGGUCCAAUGCCUCUCUGUUGAUGGACUCCAUGUGGGGAACCAGUGAUAGGGAUGAGUCUGGGACCCCCCCAGGGUGGGGACUGGAGAGAAGGGGCAGACGGAGCAGCCGUCCAUGGAAGGACCAGACCCCCGACCUUCUGGGGCCUGGGGGGCCCCAACCAGGACUCUGUCUUCUUACUGCUGAGCCUCUUAAUGCGUUUGUAUCACUGUGGUGGACUUUUGGUGGAGGCACCAAACUCAUCGUUGACUUGGGAGUGGUGCAGCCCACGCUGAGCGUCCUCCCUCCCUCCAGAGUGGAGCUGGAGCAGGGCAGUGCUACACUAGUGUGUGUGGCCAGUGGGGGCUUCCCCUCAGACUGGAAGCUUGGCUGGAAGGUGGGGGGCAGCAGCAGGUCUGUGGGGGUGUCCGAUAGCCUGGGGGUCCUGGGGAAAGAUGGCCACUACAGCUGGACCAGCACCAUGACCCUCCCUGCAGACCAGUGGAGGAAGGCGUGCUCAGUGAGCUGUGAGGCCAGUAAGAAUGGCCAGACGCAGCCUGUCACUCAAACCCUGAAUCCUGACCAGUGUUCAGAGUAGAGAGGCUCCAGCAUGGAAGUACUGGAGGAUACAGAUCUCCUCUAACACGUCUGCUUAUAGUCUCUCUGUCUGAGGUGGCACCGCAGCUUUUGAUGAUUUACAUUAAUAUAACACGUCUUUGAUUCAUUAACAUGAUGCUCUCUGGAUUUUACCCCUUGCUUGUGUUGGUCACAUGUUGAACAUUUAAUAAAGAUUUAAAGAAUAAA